UACAAGGAGAAAAUGAAGGAGCUGUCUCUGCUCUCCCUCAUCUGCUCCUGUUUCCACACCCAGCCCCAUCCUAACACCAUCUACCAGUAUGGAGGUACAGUCCCUGUUUUUUCCCCCCCCAAAGAUAUGGAGGUGAAGCAGCUGGAUAAGAGGGCAUCAGGCCAGAGCUUCGAAGUGAUCCUGAAGUCCCCUUCAGAUUUAUCUCCUGAGAGCCCGAUCCUUUCCUCCCCCCCCAAGAAGAAGGACCUGUCCCUGGAGGAGCUGCAGAGGAGGCUGGAGGCUGCAGAAGAGAGGAGGAAGACCCAGGAGGCGCAGGUGCUGAAGCAGCUGGCGGAGAAGCGGGAACACGAGCGGGAGGUGCUGCACAAGGCGCUGGAGGAGAACAACAACUUCAGCCGCCUGGCCGAGGAGAAGCUCAACUACAAGAUGGAGCUGAGCAGGGAGAUCCGCGAAGCACAUCUCGCCGCCUUGAGGGAGCGGCUCCGCGAGAAGGAACUGCACGCAGCUGAAGUUCGCAGGAACAAGGAACAGCGGGAGGAGAUCUCUGGAUAAAGGGCUUUUCUACACAUCUAGCACCUGAUUCCUGUUAACAAACCAACCAAUCGACCAACCAACACAUUUUAUUUUGUUUGUCUAGAUGCAACAUUCGGUUCUCCAUCCCCCCCUCCCCUGGUGUUCGUCCCCCAGCUACACGCUUCUCUAUCUCUGCAUCCUUAAUCGUCAGUACUUGUGGGGAUUCACAGAUCAUAGGGACCUCUAAGCAGAAUAGCAACUAGUUCACAUGAAAUAGAGAAUCAAUCGAUCAAUCGGUCAAUCAAACAGCUUCUUUGGAGGGUUUUGUCCUUUUUUAAAAAAAUAUUUCUUAAACGGAUGUAAAAAAAAAAAUUAAGAUAUUAAUAAAUUCAACCAGCAGUGUCA
Messenger RNA from Gymnogyps californianus (California condor), 918 nucleotides. It is a transcript of the gene STMN3, whose product is annotated as stathmin 3. Gene Ontology annotation, molecular function: tubulin binding. NCBI's taxonomy places the organism in Eukaryota, Metazoa, Chordata, Aves, Accipitriformes, Cathartidae. Gene Ontology annotation, cellular component: neuron projection; cytoplasm. Bases 13 to 552 code for a protein of 179 amino acids. The record is from RefSeq and is a predicted model, not a curated record. The transcript is spliced from 4 exons. Gene Ontology annotation, biological process: neuron projection development; microtubule depolymerization; regulation of microtubule polymerization or depolymerization.